CCCGGCGCACCUGCCCUGGGCACCGCACACCUGGCCAGCGCUUCACGCCCGGGCGGCGUCGCCUCGCUGAAGUCGGGGCCCCACGUCGGUGACCCCUGGUGGCCACGUCCCCAGGGGCCCCGAAGCCCCCUGUGUGGUGCUCCGUGCGGGCAGGUGACUGGGCCGCCCGGGUCGGGUCUCGAGGCUGCCUGGAGGAGGGGGCGGCCGUUCCCGUCCGGCCGCGGCCCGGGUCACAGACUCGGCUGUCGCGGUUCAGCGGAGGGAGCUGCGGCCCGGGCGACGCGAUCCUGAGGCGGGACACGAGGGGCCAGUGGGGCACUGCGGACGGCCACGUCGGGGACGUCACCUGCCCUUCAGGGUCCCAGGACAGGAAGAUGCCUGCCCGCCCGCGCUGGGGACCAAGGGGGCGUCCUGUCUUACUGUGGGUCGUGUUCUUGCGGUCACAGCCACCGCCGGGAGCCGCAGGAAAGCGCCAGCCGCUCCUGCCCGCAGCGCGGCGCCCGGGGCCUCGGGCCCGGGGCCCCGGACCGGACCCCGACCUCCGCCUCGGCCUCGAGAUGUCGCCGAGCCCCGCGCUGGUGCUGCUGCUGCCGCCGCUGCUGCUGGGGGCGCUCCCACCGGCCGCCGCCGCGAGAGGUCCCCCAAGGAUGGCAGACAAAGUGGCCCCGAGGCAGGUGGCGCGGCUGGGCCGCACUGUGCGGCUGCAGUGCCCGGUGGAGGGGGACCCGCCACCCCUGACCAUGUGGACCAAGGACGGCCGCACCAUCCACGGCGGCUGGAGCCGCUUCCGCGUGCUGCCGCAGGGGCUGAAGGUGAAGGCAGUGGAGGCGGAGGAUGCGGGCGUGUACGUGUGCAAGGCCACCAACGGCUUCGGCAGUCUCAGUGUCAACUACACCCUUAUCGUGAUGGAUGACGUCGGCCCUGGGGAGCAGAGCCCAGGGCCCAGCAGUUCCUCAGGGGACAAGGCAGACCCAGCUGGCCAGCAGUGGGCGCGCCCCCGCUUCACGCAGCCGUCCAAGAUGCGGCGCCGGGUGAUCGCACGGCCCGUGGGCAGCUCUGUGCGGCUUAAGUGUGUGGCCAGUGGGCACCCACGGCCCGACAUCACAUGGAUGAAGGACGACCAAGCCCUGGCACGCCCGGAGGCUGGCGAGCACAGGAAGAAGUGGACCCUGAGCCUGAAGAACCUGCAGCCCGAGGACAGCGGCAGAUACACAUGCCGUGUAUCCAACCAGGCAGGCGCCAUCAACGCCACCUACAAAGUGGACGUGAUCCAGCGCACGCGCUCCAAGCCCGUGCUCACGGGCACGCACCCCGUGAACACAACGGUGGACUUCGGGGGCACCACGUCCUUCCAGUGCAAGGUGCGCAGCGACGUGAAGCCUGUGAUCCAGUGGCUGAAGCGGGUGGAGUACGGCGCUGAGGGCCGCCACAACGCCACCAUCGACGUGGGUGGCCAGAAAUUCGUGGUGCUGCCCACGGGUGAUGUGUGGUCGCGGCCCGACGGCUCCUACCUCAACAAGCUGCUCAUCGCGCGCGCGCGCCAGGACGACGCGGGCAUGUACAUCUGCCUGGGCGCCAACACCAUGGGCUACAGCUUCCGCAGUGCCUUCCUCACUGUGCUGCCAGACCCCAAACCGCCGGGGCCCCCCGUGCCCCCCGCAUCCUCCAGCGCCAGCCUGCCGUGGCCAGUGGUCAUUGGCGUCCCGGCUGGCGCCGUCUUCAUCCUGGGCUCCGUGCUGCUGUGGCUCUGCCAGGCCAAGAGGAAGCCCUGCGCCCCCGUGUCCACGGCGCCCGGGCCCAGCCACCGCCUGCCAGCCCCGGCCCGGGACCGCGGAGGGGCCAAGGACCUGCCUGUGCUGGCCGUGGGGCUGUGUGAAGAGCAUGCGCGGGGCUCGGGCCCGGUGGCCGGCCCCAAGCUGUACCCCAAGCUGUACACAGAUGUGCACACACACUCGCACACGCACUCCCACUCCCAUGGAGGGCAAGGUGCACCAGCACCAGCACAUCCACUACCAGUGCUAGACAGCGUGGGUGCAGGGACAGGCCAGCGGGCGGACGGGGGAGCAGCAGCCAGCACCCUGUGCGAGACACACACGGAUCAGGCCAGGUACACAGACACUGCCAGAUGGACACACAGAACACCAGACACGGACUCAACACACACCACACAGACAUGUUGCACACGCACGUGGACCGAGAUGCCCUUGGAAAGGCUUGGGCUGUUCAGCUUUGCAGCGACAUAGUCAUGUGAGUAGAUGAAGGACCCUGCCCACCUGCUGCCUGUGUCCUGCCCAGCCUCUGCCUGGGGGCCCAGGGUCCCUGGCCAAACGAGGAGAGAGGCGCAGACCCGCCCCUGCCUUCCCACUGCCACAGAGAGGGGCCUUGAUAUUUAUAUUUAAGAAUGGAGAUAAUAUUAAUAAUGACGGGAGCAGGGCUGGGCUCCAGAGGCUGGCCUGUCUGAGGCCUAGGCGCGCCUGGGCACAGUCUCACUGGUGUCCUCGUCCUGGCGGCCAGCCCUGCCCCCUGCGCCCUUGGUCUCUGUGACUAUAGAGUUUGAGCUAAAGCCUCGUAUAUUUAAUUUAUUUUGUUAAACAAGAAAGUGUGCAUCUUCUUCCUUGA
Molecule: messenger RNA, 2619 nt
Organism: Heterocephalus glaber (naked mole-rat)
Lineage: Eukaryota; Metazoa; Chordata; Mammalia; Rodentia; Bathyergidae
Gene: Fgfrl1
Product: fibroblast growth factor receptor like 1
Cellular component (GO): plasma membrane
Molecular function (GO): fibroblast growth factor binding; fibroblast growth factor receptor activity
Source: RefSeq, a predicted model, not a curated record